This is a messenger RNA of Aureococcus anophagefferens, 1027 nucleotides long. RefSeq lists its product as hypothetical. The transcript has a single exon. The annotation marks the transcript as partial. The record is from RefSeq and is a predicted model, not a curated record. Lineage: Eukaryota; Pelagophyceae; Pelagomonadales; Pelagomonadaceae.
AUGACCAAGGUCUCGCGCGACCACGUGCCGAACCCGUACUCGUACGACGGCCUCGAUCACCCGCUGAUCCUCAAGGCGCGCGAGAAGCGGCCGAGCCUGGCGGUGUCGCAGUUCGACGACCUGCGGGCGAGCUGGGCCCAGCCGAAGGACACGCACCCCGAGGGCUUCCCGUACUUCGUGCGCGGCCGCGACAGCGUGCGGUCGUACAUCACGGAGCUGUUCCAGACGCGCAUCACGAUGUACGACGGCGCGAUGGGCACGAUGAUCCAGAAGCACAAGCUCGACGAGCCGGACUUCCGCGCGGAGCGCUUCAAGGACUACGACAUGCUCAUCAAGGGCAACAACGACCUCCUGUCGAUCACGCAGCCGCACAUCAUCCGCGACAUCUACAAGAAGUACCUCGUCGAGGGCGGGUCGCAGCUCAUCGGGACGAACACGUUCUCGUCGACGACGAUCGCCCAGGCGGACUACAAGAUGGAGGACCUCGUCUACGAGCUCAACUACGACAGCGCGCGCCUCGCGCGCGAGGCGUGCGACGAGGUGACGGCGAUGGACCCGACGAAGCCGCGGUUCGUGUGCGGCGCCAUCGGCCCGACGAACCGCACGGCGUCGAUCUCGCCGGACGUCAACGACCCGACGACGCGGAACUGCGACUUCGACGAGCUCGUCGAGGCGUACUACGAGCAGUGCGUCGGCCUCGCGGACGGCGGCUGCGACAUCUUCAUCAUCGAGACGAUCUUCGACACCCUGAACGCCAAGGCGGCGUGCUUCGCGGUGAACGAGUUCCUCGAGCACACGGGCAUCGACAUCCCGCUGUUCAUCUCCGGGACGCUCGUCGACCAGAGCGGGCGCACGCUGUCGGGCCAGACGGGCGAGGCGUUCUACGUGUCGAUCCGCCACGCGAAGCCCAUGUGCGUGGGCCUGAACUGCGCUCUGGGCGCCAAGGCGAUGGCGCCGUUCCUGAAGCGCCUGUCGGAUUGCGCGGAGUGCUUCGUGCACGUCUACUCGAACGCGGGCCUCCCGAACG